Molecule: messenger RNA, 576 nt
Organism: Paramecium tetraurelia
Lineage: Eukaryota; Ciliophora; Oligohymenophorea; Peniculida; Parameciidae
Exons: 2
Source: RefSeq, a predicted model, not a curated record
AUGAAUCUAGAGACAGCUGGUAAAAUUUGGGAAUGUUCUUUAAUCUUGGGCAGAUAUCUAAUCAAGCAAUCGUAUUUCAACAAGAUUGAACUGGCCAACAAGAACGUUCUCGAAUUGGGUUGUGGAACUGGGAUCUUGAGCAUCAUUCUAGGAAAGCAAGGUUGUAAUGUUUUGGCCACUGAUUUGCCACAGGUUGAAGCUCUAUGUGAACAGAACAUAUCAAAGAAUAACAUUGCCAGUCAGGUCAAAUUCAAAAUACUUGAUUGGAAUCAAAGUAAGCACAAAACUGAUUGUCUGAUUGAUAAAAAAUAAAUUGAUAUUCUAGUCGCUAGUGAUCCAAUUUAUAACUAGAAAACCUUUGACUCCUUCUUUGCUCAAUUGAAAAUAUUGUAUGAAGUGAUACCCAAUAAACCUAUACUCUAUCUGGCUCACAAAUACAGACAUGAUGAAUUUGAUAAAAUCCUAGAAGACAAAAUUGAAGAAACUGAGUUGUGGUUUAAAAAGGUUGAUUCAGAACACUUGGAUGAUCUAUGGAAAUCAUAAUAGUGCGUAGUCUAUAAAAUAGGCAAAUUUUGA